CGUGAGCAUGUCUCGCCCCUCUCCACCGUAAUGCUGGAUCUGCCUGCUUUUCUGUUGCGAACCCUACCUCCAUUCAUCCAUUCAUUUAUUCAUGUAGAGUUUGUGUUUUCCCUUUUUCCUUUCUCCGCCGUAUAAUGGACCGCAGUCAUGGCCUUCCUCCCGUACCCCGGUCUGAGCCUGUUUUCCCACCCUCGUCGCAAGAGAUACCUUCCUCGCCGCCCUCAAUAGCGUCCGAUGCUGGCAUCCGACGCAAACAAAGGAAGCCUCCCCCGGUCACGCCACGGUCAUUCAGGCGUUUCUUCACGCCUCGUUCUAUGCUCAAUGGCGUUGGAGCCGAUGAGAGUGUUAAGACGAAUCGUCAAGCAUUGAAAACCCUAAGCUCGCCGGCUAUUAAUCGUCUCGGGCCCGCGUUUACCAAAACAGCAAAAUUUACCAGCAGCAGGGUGGUUGAACAUGACGUGUCAGGUCCUCCCAAGACGCCAAGCAGGAAGAGAAAACAUUCGUUUUCGUCGGUCGCCUCCCCACUGCAGUCGUCGCCAUUGAGGAAAGUUCGCAUCCGGGCACCAAUACAUGAUGACAGGGAGUUGGAUGUGCCCGUUCGAGAUCUGGGGGUCGAUUGCAAGUCACAGCCUGAGGUCAGGCAAUGGAACAGCCCUUCAAAGCCUUUGCACCCUGUGCCGCUUAUCCGUCGGUCUGCUGCGUUGCAGACUUCGGGGAAUCUUUACAUGCGUAGCGUAAUGGGAUCCAUGAUGCGCCGAACUACGAUACGCUCGAACUCUGGCACCGGGUGGCAGGACUUGACAUCCAACUUCUAUUCUCGCCCAGAAGACAGUCAUUCUUGCACGAGCCAGUCAGGGGACCGUCUUGCCCUGCCAUUCUGCACUGCGUCAUGCAAUACCAACUCGCUUGUCGCGGUAGGAGACGAAGAAGGGGGAAUUCGGUUGCUGGACUCGUCGAAGGAUGACAAGAGCGGAUUUUCUAAAGCAUACCUCUCUUUUCGGCCUCACAAGAACGCUCUCAUGGAUCUCGAAUUUUCUUCUGAUGACAUGUUACUGGCUACUGCCUCGGGGGAUCAAACCGCGUUGGUGAUCGACAUGGCUACGCAAACACCGAUAUACUGUCUAGCAAACCAUGCCUCCUCUGUCAAACGAGUCCAGUUCCAGCCUGCUUCCAAUGAUAAGGUUCUGGCAACUUGUAGCCGCGACGGCAACGUCAACAUCUGGGAUCUGAGAUGCAAGGGGUUUGAGAAGCCUGCCCUGCAGGUUCGGUGCUCACUUGAAUCUGAGUCUGAGGACGCCUUAGACGUGAUGCCUUCCAAGAUGAUAUACCCCCAGGUUUUGAAUACCAUCUACGGAGCCCAUGCAUGGGGGCUACCCCAGACGGCAGCGGUCGAUAGAUCGGAGCCUCAGAUUGGUCGCUCCGAUAUCACAGUGACUUCUCUCAGCUUCCUACACCCAGGGCGAGAGAAUCUGUUUGUUACUGCAUCGGAAUCCAGUGCCUGUAUCAGACUGUGGGAUAUGCGGACCGCACACAGUAGUCGCCGCAACCGACCGGUGCUCCCUCUUUCCACGACUCGAGAGCCAGAAAGCCACUUGAAAUAUCGUCGUUUUGGACUUACAUCUAUGGCGCUUAGCGGUGACGCCUCGCGGCUAUAUACGUCUUGUCGGGACGGCACUGUCUACGCCUAUUCCACCUCCCACUUGAUCCUCGGAAAUGCCCCAGAACUAUCACUAAACAAUACUCGUCCUCGGUGGUCUGGCGGAUCCGACAAGGAAGGUCUGGGGCCGCUGUACGGAUUUCGCCAUCCUCGGCUGCGAAUCACUUCCUUCUACGUUAAGCUUGCGGUUCGAAAAGCAGCGGGAGACAGGGCCGAAAUGCUAGCUGUCGGAAGCACCGACCACUGUGCAGUCCUUUUCCCGACGGAUGAGAGACUCCUCCACUCUUCUGUCUCGAAACCAUCGGUCGAUGAGGAUGCGACGACCCCCGCCCUCCCUAGACUACGAGCCCCUCUCCGGCGCACCAACUCUGGAAUCGGUGCUUCCGGCCGCCUCGAGGACACCAUCCCGAUUUUCCAGUCGGGCACGGCCUUAGUCGAAGGCCACCAGAAGGAGGUCUCGUCCGUGUCGUGGACGAAUGAUGGAGAGCUCAUCACCGUCAGCGACGACUACAGCGCUCGAUGUUGGCGCGAAGGACCCGACGCAAGAGAUCUCCGUUCCGGCGGAGAGGCCGAAGGUCGACGCUGGCUUUGCGGCUGGGCAGAUACGAAGGACUCCUACGAUGACGAGGAUGACUGAUUUUUCUUCCCCCCCUUUUUUUUCUCUUUUUCUUAUCAUAUUGUUUUCUGCAUUAUGCAUUCCAAGGUGUCUGGGCAUGUUAUCUAGCGAAUAUUUCUUUUUUCUUGUAUGAGGUUUACUUUGAUUGUAUUUACAUAGCGACGAGCAUAGCAUGCAUAGCAAGAGUCUUUUUUUUUUUUUUUACAGAGAUCAUCUAUCUUAUUGCAUUC
Penicilliopsis zonata CBS 506.65 is the source of this 2503-nucleotide messenger RNA. RefSeq lists its product as hypothetical. The coding region runs from base 135 to 2294 and encodes 719 amino acids. Gene Ontology annotation, biological process: proteasome-mediated ubiquitin-dependent protein catabolic process. The transcript has 3 exons. NCBI's taxonomy places the organism in Eukaryota, Fungi, Ascomycota, Eurotiomycetes, Eurotiales, Aspergillaceae. Gene Ontology annotation, molecular function: protein binding; protein-macromolecule adaptor activity. Gene Ontology annotation, cellular component: nucleus. The record is from RefSeq and is a predicted model, not a curated record.